CGGCGGCCGGUCCGCUGCCGAGCUGUAUCCGUGGGGUUCGGGGUUGUUCCGCCCGGCCCGGUGUGUGUCUGGCGGUGUCACCGGGGCCCAUCGCCCUCUGAAAGGGUCCAGAACCUCCCAAACCGCUGCUCCUGCCUCAGGACCUCUUCCCCUGAGCACUCGGAGCGGUUUAGAUUUCGGCAGUCGUGUGCUGUGGUUUCUGCUAUUCCCGUUCUCCUGCUUCGUUCUUGAAACAUAAAAAAAGCAGAAAUUUCCGGGCUAAACUUAGAGCUGGAAGCUCCUUCCCCCCCUCGGCUCUUCAGGGAAAGCGCAGUGCCCCAGAAAAAAGUGAUUAAAAUCAGGAGGAAACAGUGAAAUAAAGAAAUGGCAGAAGCAGUUUUUCAUCCCCCGAGAAGGAAAAGAAGAGUUUUUGAGACCUACGUGGCUCCCUUUCCUGUGGAUGUGGGUGGCAAGGACUUCAGAAUGUGCCAGGCUGAGAUCCUCAACAACCACGUUCUUGUCAGGAACCCUGAAGACAUUGAACAGCUUUAUAACAAGGGCUAUUUUGGCAAAGGUAUCCUUUCCAGAAGUCGACCAGUAUACAGCAUUUCAAAUCCUUCCCUGGCUGCUAAGUGGCAAGGUGAUAACAUGAACAUGCCUAUAAUCUCUUCCAAAAAGUACCAGUAUCAUGUUCAGUGGGCUAAAAGUGUUUUGCAACAGCAAGGACUUGAUGACUGCUCAGUAACCAGAAUUCUUGAAAAUUACACAAAGCCUCUCGAGCCACCAGUUUUGGAAGAGGACAGAGCAGAACAAACCAGUAAUAGCUGCAACAGGAUGGCCCCAAGCACAGAAAAUACAGAAUUUCCCAGACAGUCUGCUACAGAGAGUGGAAAUGUGGUAGCUCCAAGGCCUGAAAAUCAGAAUGAGGGCUCUAAGAGAGCCUCUUUGGAAGGAGAUCCAGAGUCUGGUCCUGUGGCCAUGUGUGGCUUGAAAGAAGAGGAGCAAGGUGAGGUGAAAGAGGGUGCGACAGGGGCUUGCCAGAAUCCUGUGCAUCGUGGCAGCGAGGUGGAGGAGAGCACUGAGCCAAGAUCUGGUGACAUGAGCAAGUCAAGAGAGUGUACUGCAGAAUAUGUGCUGGUGGAAGAGGAAGAAGAAGGCAGCUUCUGUCCUGGAGAUGACUCUGCUCAUGCACAGGGAAAUCUUGUCAAGAAGGAAAAACUGGUAUGCAGGAAAAAUCCCUUUAGGAUUUUUGAAUAUUUACAACUCAGCUUGGAAGAGGCUUUUUUCUUGGUGUAUGCUCUGGGGUGUUUAAGUAUUUAUUAUGGUGAGGAGCCCCUGACAAUUUUGAAGCUGUGGGAGUUUUUCAGUGAAGUGAAACCCAACUUUAAAACCACUUACAUGGCCUAUCACUACUUCCGCAGCAAGGGCUGGGUCCCCAAGGUUGGACUGAAGUAUGGGACUGAUUUCUUGCUGUACAGAAAAGGCCCCCCCUUCUAUCAUGCAAGUUACUCUGUCCUUGCUGAAUUAGUUGAUGAUAAUUUUGAAGGUUCUCUUCGCAGACCACUCAGCUGGAAGUCCUUGGCUGGGCUGAACAGAACAACUGCUAAUGCUUCUAAGGAACUGAUGCUUUGCUAUUUGAUUAGACCAUCUGACAUGACAGAAGAAGAGAUGUCAACACCAGAAUGUAUGAAAAGAAUUAAGGUUCAGGAGCUGAUUGUGAGUCGUUGGGUUUCUUCCCGUGAGCGCAGCGAGCAAGAGGAGUUUUAGCUGACUGCAUGGGAAGAGCUUCCUUGUUUCAGAACUGCAUCUUGGGGUUCCACCUGAUCAUCUCAUGAUGAACCAUUGCCUGAGAACAAUUUCUGUCAGCAUAUUCACUUGGUAUGUACAAAAUGCCAUUUAAAAUGAGGGAUAUCCUGCUGACUGGAGAGAAUGGUGUGUUGAAAAACAACUGAACUACAAUAACGCAUAAAAAGGGGGGGGAUUAAAGCUGUUCCCCAAUU
Messenger RNA from Calypte anna (Anna's hummingbird), 1979 nucleotides. RefSeq names its product tRNA splicing endonuclease subunit 2 (gene TSEN2). Gene Ontology annotation, molecular function: nucleic acid binding; tRNA-intron lyase activity. Bases 364 to 1746 code for a protein of 460 amino acids. The transcript has 12 exons. Gene Ontology annotation, biological process: tRNA splicing, via endonucleolytic cleavage and ligation; tRNA-type intron splice site recognition and cleavage. The record is from RefSeq and is a predicted model, not a curated record. NCBI's taxonomy places the organism in Eukaryota, Metazoa, Chordata, Aves, Apodiformes, Trochilidae. Gene Ontology annotation, cellular component: tRNA-intron endonuclease complex.